AUGGCCAUCGACUCGCCCGCCGCGUCCCAGGCGGGCAAGCACCCGCGCCUCGCCUCGCUCGCCCGCACCAACGACCUCGGGUCCCCCGCCCGCGGCCACGCCAGGCAGCAGCAGCAGCUCGGCGCCAUCGGCGGUCGUGCUGGCCCGGGCUACUCGCCCUACGCCCGCCGCGUCGCCACCCGCGCCGCCGCCCAGCUCGCGCCAGACUCGGGCGACGACGACGACGACGUCGACCCUGCUCCUCACGACCACGGCGCCGACGAGGCGCACAUCGACCCGAGCCCGGUUGCCCAGUCCAAGGGCCUGUUCGGCAAGGUGCGCAGCCUGCCCGGCCGCAUGCUCGGCAUGCUCUCGCGCUCGUCGAGCUCGAAGCAGCUCGCCGGCCCCGCGUCCUCGUCCUCGUCGCUCGCCCAGGUCCGCGCAGAGCUCGACCAGGUCCGCGCCAAGGACACGCACGGCAUGUCAAGGAGCCACACGUCGCACAACCUCGCCGCGCCGCGCCUCAACCCGCUCUCGUCGGGCCCAGCUCCCCUCCCCGCGUCCUCGUCCAUGUCGGCCCUGUCGACCUUUGCCCAGCCACAGGGUGGCAGGUCGAGCCACUCGACCCUGCGCCUCCCGCCCACCACGGCGUCGACCCUUGGCAGCGGCGGCACCUCGUCGCCGUCGUUCCUCACGGCCGCCAACCUCGGCCGGCACUCGACCCGCGCCGCGUCGCCUGCGCCCUCGACGACCGCGUCGCUCGCGACCCGCCAGCAGCGCAAUCGCUCGCCGUCGCCCCUGCGCACCGGCCUCGCCGGCUCCAUGUCGGCGUUCCAGCUCGCGCAGCCCCCGUCGCCCACGUCGGCGUCGGCCAUCUUCAACAACCCGUCGUCGGCGCUCGGCAGCGGCGCCGUGUCGAACCCGUUCGGCCUGUCGUCGCGCUCGCCGUUCGCCCCGUCGCGCAUCCGCCCCUCGCCCUCGGUCGGCGCUGGCGCCGGCGGCAGCAUCGCGGGCUUCUCGGCCUCGUCGGCCGCCGGGUCGACCGGCCACCCGCUCUUCCCGUACGCGUCGACGCUCCCGCGCGGCACCUCGCCCGGCCUCACGUCGUCCUUCUCGCUCCGCGAGGGCCUGUCAUCGGCCGCGUCGGCGUCCGGGUCGGCCGCCGGCGCGACGCUCAAGCGGCCGUACGCCCGCGCCAUGGGCGGCAGCCCGCUUGGCCCGCGCUUCCCGCUGUCGGGCGCGAGCGUCGCCGACGUCGAGAUGCGCGCCGAGCAGGGCAUGGCGGGCGGCAGUGUCGGUGGGGCCGAGCGCGCGAGGAAGAAGCAGCUCGUGUGGGACCCUGUCCAGGGUCUCGUGAGCCGCGAGCGGCUCGAGAAGGAGAAGGCUGCCGAGGCGCCGGCGCUCCCCAAGAACGAGGCCGAGCGCAUCCUCGAGGUGCUCGAGGGCAUGGGCAGGACGCCGUUGGGCGACGCAAAGCGUGCGAGCGUCAGGUCCAAGCACGUCAACGUCCCGGCCACCUCGCUCGACUCGGGCAACGGCCGUCUCGCCCGCUCGUCCACCACGCCCUCGAUCCUCUCGUCCACCCCGUACGCCGCUCGCUCGGCGCGCCUCUCGGCCGACCCGACCGAGGUCGCGUCGUCGUCGUCGCGCCCGCAGCAGAAGGGCCUGCAGGCCGUCCUUCGCGCCCGCGAGGAGCGCCGUCGUGCGCUGCUCCAGCAGGAGCGCGAGGAGCGCGAGCGCGAGCGUGCCGAGGACGCCGAGCGCGAGCGCGUCCGCGAGCAGCGCCGCCGCGACCGCCGCCGGCGCAUGGACGAGCUCGCGAUGAUGAGCGACGACGGCGAGGGCGACACGGACGUGUUCAGCGCCGGCGGGAGCACGAGGGCGUCGCGCUCGGACCGCGGCGGCGGCGGGAGCGAGUACGGCGAGCGCGACGACGACGACGAGCUGCGCAGCCCGAGGCGCGUCACGCGCAGCGCCGCCAAGAAGCCGAGCGCGCCUGCGUCGUCGUCGGCGAGGGACAAGGGCAAGGGCAAGGACCGCCUCCUCGAGCCGCCGACGCCGUCCGGCUCGGGCUCGAGGCGCUCGACCCGCGCGAGCUCGCGCACGUCGACGUCGUCGGCCAAGGCCGGCGCCAACGCCAAGUCGCCCUCGCCGGCACCGACGCCGCGCAAGUCGUCGCGCAGUGCGCGUGUCGAGGAGCGCGACGAGCAGGACGAGCAGGACGAGGACGACGCCGAGAUGACACCCGCGCCCAAGCGCACCAAGGCCAAGUCGCCCGGCCGCUCGGCGCCGCCCAAGUCGCCGUCGCCCGCUCCGCCUGUCCCGUCGCGCGAGUCGUCGACCGCCCCGGCGACGGCCAAGAUCUCGUUCCCGGCCCCGUCGUCGUUCCCGUCCACGGCGCCCUCGACCGCCUCGGGCCGCUCCUCUCUCCGCCCGGGCAAGAACCACUCGUCGCGCAAGCACGAGACGAGCGCCAAGGUGUUCAGCGCCAAGGAGGAGGACCUGCCGCCGCUCGACGACGACGCCCUGAGCAAGAUCCAGAUGCCGUUCCCGGCCAACUUCUCCUUUGGCCCCGGUGCCGGCGCUGCCCCUACUGCGUCCGCCGACGACAAGAAGAAGGACGAGUCGGCGCCGGCCUCGGGCUCGAGCCUGCUCAGCCGUCUCGGCGCACCUCCUCCAUCGUCUUCCGCCGCCGCCGAGCAGCCUAAGUCGGCGCCCGCCUUCUCGUUCGGCGCCCCGACCGCCAAGCCCGCCGCACCUCCCGUUCCCUCGUUCAGCUUCCAGCCGUCGAGCACCACCUCGACCGACAAGAAGGAUGACAAGGCAAUGCCGACCGCCGCAGCCGCAGCUCCCGCCGCGUCCGACUUCUUCGCCAAGCCGUCGCCGGCGCCGCCCAAGCCCUCCUUCUCGUUCGGCGACGCCGCAUCGUCGCGCGCGAGCAGCGUCGCGACGGACGGCACGGCCGGCACCGGCGCGAGCAAGCCCAACUUCUUCGCCAACAUCGUCAAGGACAAGGAGGGCAGCGCGCCGCCGCCCGUCCCGGCGUUCAGCUUCGGUGCCGCCGCGACGGCCAAGAAGGACGACGACAAGGCGACCAAGCCGACCGAGGUCGGCUCGUCGACGAGCGGCGCCGCCAACCCCAACACGUUCGUGUUCGGCACGCCCGUCGCGCAGCCCGUCAAGGAGACCAAGGAGGACAAGGGCGGCGACGAGUCGGAGGCGGCGCCAUCGUUCUCGUUCGGCAACCUCAACCCGAAGCCGGUCGAGAAGAAGGUCGAUGAGAAGAACGACGCGCCUCCCACCGCGCCGUUCGCGUUCGGCGCCGCGAAGCCCGCCACCGCAUCCUCCUCGUCGGCUUUCAGCUUCGGCGCCUCUUCGACGUCCACGCCCGCCGCCGACAAGCCCGCCGCGUCGACCCCCUUCGGCUUUGGUUCGCCUGCGCCUGGGGCCGCCACCUCGGGCGCUCCUGCCUUCCAGUUCGGCACGACGCCGGCGACGCCGCAGGCCGAGGACAAGAAGGACGCCCCGUCGGCGCCGACUUUCGGCGCGAGCCUCGGUCCGACGCCGGUCCCGGCUGCGACGACCGACGAGGCGGGCGACUCGGGCAUGGAGGACGAGGGCUCGCCGGCGCCGCCCAACCCUGCGCCCGCACCCUCGCCGUUCGCGUUCGGCGCCAGCAGCGGCGGCUCGGGCGCCGCGGUGUCGCUGUUCGGCAAGGCGCCCGCUCCUGCGUCAGGUGCCUUCAGCUUCGGCGCCGGCGCCGCCGAGAAGAAGGAGCCCGCGUCGCCGUUCGGCGGGCCCGCCACGUCAACCUCGACUGGCCCAAGCCUGUUCGGCGGCGCCGCCUCGGCGUCGAAGCCGGCCUUCUCCUUCGGCAACGGGGCCUCGCCCUCGCCCUCGCCUGCGCCGCCGUCGCCUGCGCCCGCCGCCGUCCCGUCCUUCAACUUCGGCGCCCCGCAGUCGUCCGCCAACGGCUCGAGCGCGGCGGCGGCUCCCUCCUUCACGUUCGGCGCGCCAGCCCAAGCGUCGAACGUGUUCGGCUCGAGCACGAGCUCGGCGCCGGCCGCAGGCUUCGGCGCAGCGACGCCCGCCUUCCAGUUUGGCGCCGGCGCGUCGCCCUCGCCUGCACCCGCCUCGCCCGCACCGGCCGCCUCGCCGUCCGCCUUCAGCUUCGGCGCCCCUUCAACCGCGCCGGCCAUGGGCUCGACCCUGUCGAACGGCGCCGGCGGCGCGUCGUCGCCUUUCGCGUUCGGCCAGCCGGCGCCCGCCUCGCAGCCGACCACGCCCGGCGCUGCACCUCAGCCGCCGUUCGCGUUCGGCGCGCCGGCGCCGUCGCCUGGAGCGGGAGCGGGCGCAGCGGCGCCGUUCGCGUUCGGCGUGUCCACGCCAGGCGCUGCGCCGCCCAUGUUCGGCGCGCCCGCCGCAGCCAACGGCGCCGGCGGUCCGUUCACCUUUGGCGCGCAGCCUGCAGCGGCAGGUCAAGGGGCCCUGUUCAACAUGGGCCCCGGCGGCAACGAGUCGUCGAGGCCGUUCAAGGGCCUCCCGAGGAGGAAGCGGUAGUUGGGCCCGCCGAGCAGGGAGGGGGAGAGCGAGCUUGUGUAGCAUUACACGAUAUGCAGACAGUCUUUGCCCGUCGUGGCGUCCUUAUCU
Rhodotorula graminis WP1 is the source of this 4629-nucleotide messenger RNA. RefSeq lists its product as uncharacterized. NCBI's taxonomy places the organism in Eukaryota, Fungi, Basidiomycota, Microbotryomycetes, Sporidiobolales, Sporidiobolaceae. The transcript is spliced from 4 exons. Bases 1 to 4539 code for a protein of 1512 amino acids. The record is from RefSeq and is a predicted model, not a curated record.